This is a messenger RNA of Symsagittifera roscoffensis, 1598 nucleotides long. Its product is annotated as clathrin light chain A-like. Lineage: Eukaryota; Metazoa; Xenacoelomorpha; Acoela; Convolutidae. Gene Ontology annotation, molecular function: clathrin heavy chain binding; structural molecule activity. The transcript has 3 exons. Gene Ontology annotation, biological process: intracellular protein transport; clathrin-dependent endocytosis. The coding region runs from base 115 to 777 and encodes 220 amino acids. The record is from RefSeq and is a predicted model, not a curated record. Gene Ontology annotation, cellular component: clathrin coat of trans-Golgi network vesicle; plasma membrane; clathrin coat of coated pit.
GUUGUAUCAUUCGUCAAUAGUUUCCAAGGCAGAAUUAAAGUGAGAUACCCGGUCGUCGCUGUUUUCUCAACACACCUGUACGUGGUCCCUGUUUUUCUGGUAUUGAUAGUUGCAAUGGAUGAUUUUGGAUUUGGCAGUGCUAACAAUGGGGAGCCAGACGAAGUGCAGGACUUCCUAGCUAGAGAGCAGCAGCAGUUUGCCGAGCUACAUGGAGGAACUGAAGAGCAGUCAGUCGUUAACAGCGACUUCGGAGCCUCAAAUGUCAACGAGUUCGAUCAGUUCGGCGAGAACCAUUUUGGAACGGAGAGUGGAAACUCCUCAUUUGUCGGAGGUUUCGAUUCGACCACAGCAGAACCUUCCGAUCCCUAUGCGGCAGUGACAGCAGUAGAUGUGCAGAGGGCAGAGCCGGAGAGUAUCAGGAAGUGGCGCGAAGAGCAGACUGCGCGACUGGCCGAAAUGGACGCCACAGAGCAGACACAGAUAGCCGAGUGGAAGGAACAGGCCAUGCACGAAGUAGAAGAGUGGUACAAACAGCACAACGAGCAGAUUGCGAAGAAUAAGAACAACAAUCGAGUCGCAGAGGAGGAGAUGCUAAAAGGGAGAGACAAUAGCAACUCGGAUGAUGGCGCAUCCUGGGCUAGAAUAUCGGACAUGUGUGAUUUCAACCACAAGAAUCACAAGGCCACCAAAGACGUCUCAAGAAUGCGGGCUCUCCUCAUUAACCUCAAAAAGCACCCGCCUGCCAAUGCACCCGCAAUCGCAAACGGAGCUUCAUGAGGAACCUCACAAGACCCAUAGAACCCACCUCCCCACAGUUCGAACCAAUCCUUUCUCCCUUUGAAGAAGCAGAGAUCAGUUCCGAAGGCAAGAGUAUCUUCAGGACUAUACACCUCGAAUACCUCUGGAUACAAUAGAACCAUCAUACACAGGAUUCGCGAUGCCAUCAAACUUGAACUUAAUCGAAUAGAUUUUGAUGCGUGUGACAUUCUGAUAUGCUUUCCUAGCGGUGCAAUCUUGUAAUGGAAACCGUUCAUUGAUGUAUCUAAUUUUUGACUUGAUGAUUAUAAAACUCCCCGUCCCGUUUAUGAAUUUCAUUCCAAUUUCUACGAUUAAUAAUUUAAUAGGAAAUGCAUCUACAGUAAAAAGAAACUAUCUGUUGAAACCUUAUAUUUUAAUGGACGACUCAGAUACUUGUGUUUUGUUCGGAGAAAGCACCCUGAUUACGGUUUCAAUCUAGUUUCAAUUUCAGCAGCAAUAUAAAAUCCUGAACCGUAGCAUCUAAAAAUAAAUUUAAAUGCAACACCAUAAUUAAUUGUUAAUAUUAUGUGUAGUUUCAUUUUGAGUCAUUUCAAAAAGUUGUUUUCAAUUUAUUGUAUCCUAUUAUACAAUAGAAUCUUGACUGGUCUUAAAUUUGACUGAUUUAUAAUUUUUUAAAUAGCUGAUUUCUAGUCAAGAUUCAUCCUUGCUUAUUUUAGUCUGUGUAUUUAAUGAAUUGUAUAUUAAUUAAUUACAAUCCGUAUGAAUGUGAUCUAGUACUAACGAACGGAGGUUGAGUUUGUAGUUCCAUGUAUAAAGUUAAUUAUUCUACAGAUUCUUCA